UUAGUGGGAAGAAAAGAGAGCAGAGCAAAAGGCUGUCUCUUCAUUCUUUCCACUUCGGUGCCCACUGGUCGUCACGGAAAUGAUGAGAUUCCUGAACAAAACAACAUGAAGAUCCCAUUCAGCCUAUCUCUUCCAUCCCCCUCUGUUUUUCCACCCCAACACCCCCACUACACCACACCAUGAUUCCUCCACCCUUCCUCCCCCCUCUGUCCAUCCUCCCUUCCCUCUGCUGACCUCCUCCUCCUCCUUUUCCCCUAUAUUCCCACACCUUUUCUUCACAAUUUCCAUCUCCCUCUCUCAUGAAAUCACCAUCGCAUUCGUUUCUCAUGCUUUUCUUUUUCUUCUUUGCUGUCACUGCCAUUGCCUGUUGUCAGGCUGACAGGCAGGCUGUGCUGCUCAUGGACUUCAAGAAAACUCUCAUCGAUGAGAACAACCACCUCAAUGACUGGAACUCCAGCCUCUCAAAUCCUUGCUCCUGGAUUGGCAUUGGAUGUUUGCAUUCUGAGGUGACCUCCAUCAACCUCUCUGGUUUCAAUCUUUCUGGUACUUUGUCUGGUUCCAUUUGCGGUCUUCCCUUGAUUGCCAUCUUCAAUAUCUCCAAGAACUCCAUUUCUGGCCCUAUUUCUGUAGAACUUGCUGGUUGUAGAAAUCUUGAGGUUCUUGAUCUGAGCACCAAUUGGCUCCAUGGGAUUAUCGCUCCUGAGCUCUGUCAGUUGGCUUCUCUGAGGAAGCUUUAUCUCAGUGAGAACUUCUUGUAUGGUGAGAUCCCUGAUGCAAUUGGCAAUUUGGCAUUGCUCCAAGAGCUUGUCAUUUAUAGUAAUAAUCUGACGGGUGGGAUUCCGCAGUCCAUAGGCGGAAUGAAGGAGCUCAGGAUUAUUCGGGCUGGCCUUAAUAACCUCUCGGGUCCAAUGCCAGUUGAGAUUAGUGAUUGCCAAAGUAUGGAGAUUCUUGGGCUUGCACAGAACAGGUUGGAAGGGACUCUUCCCAGAGAGAUUGGGAAGCUGAAGAAUCUGACUACAUUGAUUCUUUGGCAGAACCGUUUCUAUGGGGAAAUUCCUUCAGAGUUGGGGAAUUGUACUAGUUUAGAGAUGCUUGCCCUGAAUGACAAUUGUUUUAAUGGUAGCAUUCCUAAGGAAAUUGGCAGAUUGACCCUGCUCAAAAAGUUGUAUCUUUACACCAAUCAGUUGGAUGGAAGCAUUCCUGAGGAGCUAGGGAAUUGCAAGAAUGCAGUGGAAAUUGAUUUCUCUGAGAAUCAUUUGACAGGGUCUAUCCCAAGGGAGCUUGGCUACAUACAGAGCCUUCAAUUGCUUCAUCUUUUUGAGAAUCGCCUUCAGGGUGGUAUUCCCAGAGAGCUCGGCCGGUUGAGCAAGUUGAGAAGAAUUGAUUUAUCUAUCAAUAACUUAACUGGUGAAAUCCCAACAGAGUUUCAAAACCAGGCUUCGCUGGAGUACUUCCAGUUGUUCAACAACAGUCUCCAUGGGGUCAUUCCUCCUCUUCUGGGGACCAAGAGCAACCUCACUGUCCUUGAUGUUUCUAAUAACAAUCUCUCUGGUUACAUUCCUGCUCAUCUCUGCAAGUAUCAGAAGUUAAUCUAUUUGAGUCUUGGAAAUAAUAAUCUUCUUGGUAAUAUUCCAUUUGGGGUGAAAACCUGCAAGUCCCUUGUUCAGCUACGUCUAGGGAACAAUCAGUUGACAGGGAGCCUCCCUGUUGAAUUAUCUUCUCUUCAAAACUUGACGUCAUUGGAAAUGCAUCAUAAUAAAUUCUCUGGUCCUCUUGCUCCUGAAAUAGGCAAGCUCAAAAUCAUCGAAAGGCUACUACUGUCGACAAAUUACUUUAUUGGGCAGAUUCCUCCAGAAAUCGGAGGACUAGCAGAACUUCACGAUUUCAACAUUUCAUCCAACCAAUUUUCAGGUGGUAUACCUCCAGAGCUGGCAAACUGUACAAAGCUCCUGUUACUUGACCUUAGCAGGAAUUAUUUGACUGGAGAGGUUCCACCAGAGCUUGGCAGUUUAGUCAAUUUAGGACGGCUUGGAUUAUCUGAUAACAAUCUGAAGGGCACCAUUCCAAAUUCUCUAGGAAGCCUCAUUCGUCUUACUGAACUGCAGAUGGGUGGAAAUAAUUUCUCUGGCCGCAUCCCUGUCGAACUUGGGCGGCUUAAUGCACUGCAAAUUGCUCUUAACAUCAGCUUCAAUGCCCUCUCUGGAGAGAUACCAACCGAGCUGGGAAACUUGCAAAUGUUGGAAUCAUUGUUCUUGAAUAACAAUCAACUAGAUGGAGAAGUACCUGCUUCAUUUGGUUUGAUGUCAAGCCUCUUCAUUUGCAACCUCUCUUACAAUCACCUUGUUGGGACAUUACCCAGUACCCAGGUAUUCCAAAGGAUGGACAGCAGCAACUUUCUCGGACUUGAUGGCCUGUGUGGAACUGGUACGAAAGCUUGUCAGCCUUCACCUACAUCAACUGGAGUGGAAAGAGAUGAUACAAAGCAGAAAAUAAUCAUCAUUGUUUGUGUGGUUGUUGGAAUAGUUGCUCUAGCUCUUACUGUGGGAAUUUCCUUGUCUUUAAAGCGACAACUCCCAAUUCUUGUUUCUUCUGACAAUCGAAAAGGUGAUUUCUCUGAUUUCUACUACUCUCCCAAGGAGGGGAUCAGAUAUCAGGAGCUUCUUAAAGCGACUGGCAAUUUCUCUGAGAGUGCCAUUAUAGGAAGAGGUGCCUGUGGGACAGUUUACAAGGCUGUAAUGUCUGAUGGAAGUAUUAUUGCUGUCAAGAAGUUGAAGCCCCAUGGAGAGGGUUCUAGUGCAGACAGCAGCUUCCGUGCUGAGAUAUCAACCCUUGGGAAUAUUAGACACAGGAAUAUUGUCAAGCUCUAUGGUUUCUGUUAUCAUCAGGAUUCUAAUCUUAUAUUGUAUGAAUAUAUGGCAAAUGGAAGUCUUGGAGAAAUGCUCCACAGAAAUCAGGAUACAUGCAUUCUUGACUGGGACACUCGCUAUAGGAUUGCUCUUGGAGCUGCUGAAGGUCUUUGCUAUCUUCAUUCUGCCUGCAAACCUCAGAUAAUACAUCGUGAUAUAAAAUCAAAUAAUAUUCUGUUAGAUGAAUCUAUGGAAGCUCACGUAGGGGACUUUGGCCUGGCAAAAUUGAUUGACUUUUCGCAAUCCAAAACCAUGUCUGCAGUUGCUGGUUCAUAUGGAUAUAUUGCCCCAGAGUAUGCCUUCACCAUGAAAGUUACAGAAAAGUGUGACAUCUACAGUUUUGGGGUUGUUCUAUUGGAACUGAUAACUGGGCGGUCGCCAAUUCAGCCUUUAGACCAAGGAGGGGACCUGGUCAAUUGGGUGAGAAGAUCAAUACAGCAAAGUCCUUCACCAUCUAGUAUUUUUGAUGCCCGACUGGAUUUAAGCUCAAGGAGUACAGUGGAUGAAAUGUCUUUGUUUCUUAAAAUUGCAUUGUUUUGCACUAGUGAAUCCCCAGUUGACAGGCCAACCAUGAAAGAAGUAAUAGCAAUGAUGAUUGAUGUCAGGGAAUCAACGAGUAUUUCUCCUUCUUCUCCAACUUCAGAAACCCCUUUAGAUGAAAGUGCUUCUUCCAAAGAAUAAACUCAAUGGCGGGCGUGUACAGGAUGACAGUACGAGUGGGGUAUUCGAUAUCAUUUCUUUCUGUUGUAGUGACUUAAGCAAGUAAGUUGGCUUUCAACUAUACAUGGGAGCUCCAGGAACUGACAUUAUGGAAUGGUAGAUCAAGGUUGCUGAAAAAAAUAAACUCCAAGCAAGGCCAGGAGCAAGGGCCCGCUUCUCGUAAACUGUUAGAAGUUUACUACUCUGUUGCCUAAUCCCAUGAAUUCUGUUCUUCGGGUUGGAUAUUUAAAUAAUUUUAUCCGUGAUUUUUCUCAAAUUAAUUGACUCAAUUCAUCUUCACAUUUGGCUAUCAUGCUUGUUUUCUGCACUGGCCAUGUGAUUGUGUCAAUUCAAACAAACGCAGCCUCUUUAUUGAAAAUAUUUGAAUGUAUAAUGAUAAUAUGUUAAUAUAUGACAUGCUCAUGACUCAAGUGGCAUUGCUCACUUUAAUAGAUGAUAAUCUGAUGAUUCAGU
Dioscorea cayenensis subsp. rotundata (Guinea yam) is the source of this 4079-nucleotide messenger RNA. RefSeq names its product leucine-rich repeat receptor-like serine/threonine-protein kinase At1g17230. Gene Ontology annotation, molecular function: protein binding; protein kinase activity; ATP binding. Bases 300 to 3587 code for a protein of 1095 amino acids. The transcript has 3 exons. Gene Ontology annotation, cellular component: plasma membrane. The record is from RefSeq and is a predicted model, not a curated record. Gene Ontology annotation, biological process: protein phosphorylation; hormone-mediated signaling pathway. NCBI's taxonomy places the organism in Eukaryota, Viridiplantae, Streptophyta, Magnoliopsida, Dioscoreales, Dioscoreaceae.